GACAUCCACAAGAUAUCUCUCCUCACCUCUCCUCCGCCUCUGCACCUUCUCCCCCCCCCCCCCUGUAUCUCUCCCCCCUCUCCUCCUCCCUCCCUCUUUCCUCCUCUUCCUCUAUUCAUUCUGAUCAAUUGAUAAUCCACCUGUGAUUCAGGAAAACACAAACUCUUCCAUCCUUACCUCUAUUCUCACCUCCAGUCACACACAUCCUCUCAAGCGCCUCCUUUUACGCACUCACACACACGCAGAGGCACGCGCGCACGCCCCACCACCGCCAUCCACAGCCAUCAUGGAGACGACCAAGCUGCCUCCGACCAGCCCGUCCUCGCCGACUACCAGCUUCUCGGUGCCGUCCGCGGAGAAGGUGGAUGGCUUCCCGCGGAGGUCGAUGCGCAGAGCCCGGCAGAGGAGGUCCCACAGCUCGUCCCAGUUCCGCUACCAGAGCUCCCAGGUGGAGCUCACCCCGCUGCCCCUGCUCAAAGACGCCCCGGUGGCAGAGUUACACGACCUGUUCUGUAAGAAGCUGCAGCAGUGCUGCGUGCUGUUUGAUUUCCUGGACUGCGUGGCCGACCUGAAGGGGAAGGAGAUCAAACGUGCGGCGCUCAACGAGCUGGUGGAGAGCGUGGCCACUAGCAGAGGAGUCCUCAUAGAACCUCUGUACCCAGAGGCUAUAAAGAUGAUCUCGGUAAAUAUCUUCCGGACUCUCCCACCAAGUGAGAAUCCAGAGUUUGAUCCUGAGGAAGAUGAGCCAACACUCGAAGCCUCCUGGCCGCAUCUGCAGCUGGUGUACGAGUUCUUUCUGCGUUUCCUGGAGAGCCCGGACUUCCAGCCCUCCAUGGCCAAACGUUACGUCGACCAGAAGUUUGUCCUGCAGCUCCUGGAGCUGUUUGACAGCGAGGACCCCAGGGAGAGGGAGUACCUAAAGACCAUCCUACACCGUGUCUAUGGAAAACUACUGGGCCUCCGAGCCUACAUCCGCAAACAGAUCAACAACAUCUUCCUCAGGUUCAUAUAUGAAACUGAGCACUUCAACGGAGUCGCGGAGCUUCUGGAAAUCCUCGGCAGCAUCAUAAAUGGCUUCGCCCUGCCGCUGAAGGCUGAACACAAACAGUUCCUGGUUCGGGUUCUCAUCCCGCUACACACGGCAAAGUCCCUUUCCAUCUUCCACGCACAGCUGGCCUACUGUGUGGUGCAGUUUAUGGAAAAAGAUGCUACAGUGACUGAAUAUAUCAUCAGAGGGCUGCUCAAGUACUGGCCAAAAACCUGCACCCAGAAAGAGGUGAUGUUCCUGGGGGAAAUUGAGGAGAUCCUGGAUGUGAUCGAGCCGUCCCAGUUCAUCCGGGUCCAGGAGCCACUCUUCAAACAGAUUGCAGCCUGUAUCUCCAGCCCUCACUUCCAGGUAGCGGAGCGGGCUCUUUACUUCUGGAACAACGAAUACAUCCUCAGUCUGAUAGAGGAGAACUGUCAAGUCAUCCUGCCGCUGGUAUUCGCCACCCUCUACAGAGUCUCCAAGGAGCACUGGAACCAGACCAUUGUGUCUCUGAUCUACAAUGUGCUGAAGACCUUCAUGGAGAUGAACAGCAAGUUGUUUGAUGAUCUCACUGCCUCCUACAAAGUGGAGAAACAGAAGGAAAUGAAGCGAGAGAGGGAGCGUGCAGAUCUCUGGCGAGGCCUGGAGGAGCACCAGGACCGCCGGAUGCAGAUGGUCACCGAGGCCGCCAGGAACCAGCGCAACCUCCAGGAGCGAGGCGAGAGAGGGGACCCACCGACCCCUUCUUCCCCGCAGACGGCUCACUCUGACCAGCCCGAGCCCAAGAUCAGCGGGGCCUCUUCUUCCUCCUCUGGGGCCGGGGAGAGCGCCACCUAGGUGCUGCUCCACAGAGAUUGGAUAGCACGGAGGUUAGGGGACAGGGAAAAGACAUGAGGUUGAUGGUGAAAGUGUUGGGAGAGAAAAGGUACGAAAUCCACUGUUCUUUUUAUCUUGUAUCAUCGAGGGCGUGGCUUUUUUGUGAAAAAGCGCACAAACUCAGUGAUCCGAGGUAAAGACUGCACCUUUUUUUUUUCUGACAGACUUGUGUGAAACUGGUUCACUUUUUGCUGUACACACAUUAUGUUGCAGAUCAGAAGAUGAAUAUUGUCCAAAAGUCCAGACUGUCAUUUUAAUUAGUGGCUGGUUUAUCAAACUGCAGGUCAGUAUCCAAAACUGGUAGCUGGCCUGCUUCAAAUCAGCCUUUAAAUAAGAGAUGAAAAUUCUCUUUUGGUGCAACACUAACCAAGUUUAACAUGUGUCUAACUUGCCUUGACAUUUAACCAACCGAGUCAGAGUCUGUACUGUGGCGUCGUAUUUAUCUUUUGGUCAGAGAUGCUUAUUUCAUGCGUGGAUAGCACAAUACAUUAAUUAACAAAAGAAGCAAUUUCACACAAAUGUCCCAAAACCAUUGCCACACAAACCCUCACGCGUGCGCACACACG
Perca flavescens (yellow perch) is the source of this 2469-nucleotide messenger RNA. RefSeq names its product protein phosphatase 2, regulatory subunit B', beta (gene ppp2r5b). The record is from RefSeq and is a predicted model, not a curated record. Gene Ontology annotation, biological process: signal transduction; protein dephosphorylation. The coding region runs from base 287 to 1864 and encodes 525 amino acids. The transcript has 13 exons. Gene Ontology annotation, molecular function: protein phosphatase activator activity. NCBI's taxonomy places the organism in Eukaryota, Metazoa, Chordata, Actinopteri, Perciformes, Percidae. Gene Ontology annotation, cellular component: protein phosphatase type 2A complex; nucleus; cytosol.